Molecule: messenger RNA, 225 nt
Organism: Auanema sp. JU1783
Lineage: Eukaryota; Metazoa; Nematoda; Chromadorea; Rhabditida; Rhabditidae
Source: the annotation of a GenBank genome assembly
AUGACUUUCCGAGGUUGUUAUACAAAGUUCUACAAUAUGAUGGAUCCAAACACUAUCAGACCACCAAAUCACUCUUACUGCACAGUUGGAGAAGUUCCAUUGACAUGCUUGUCUGAUGCUUCCAUCAUUGAGUACAGUUGUUGGUGUGAUGGAGACCACUGUAACUCUUCCCCUUCAUACACUUUCCUACUGGUCUUAGGGUUAUCGAUGUAUUUUCUAUCUUAA